This is a messenger RNA of Acanthosepion pharaonis, 1506 nucleotides long. NCBI's taxonomy places the organism in Eukaryota, Metazoa, Mollusca, Cephalopoda, Sepiida, Sepiidae. The record is from the annotation of a GenBank genome assembly.
AUGCAUGCACCUAUCUAUCUAUCUAUCUAUCUAUCAUCACUCUUCUGUUCACAUCUAUCUAUCUAUCUAUCUAUCUAUCUAUCUAUCUAUCUAUCUAUCUAUCUAUGCCAGUUCCCAUCUUAUCUAGAAAUGCAUUUGAGUUUCCUCAAUAACCCUCGUCGCUGCAUGUCAAUCUCCUUUCUCUAUCUAUCUAUCUAUCUAUCUAUCUAUCUAUCUAUCUAUCUAUCUCUAUUUCUUUCUAUCUAUUUAUCGCGGUCAUUUUCUAUCAAUCUCUCUAUCUAUCUAGGUCAUUUUCAUAUCUAUCUAUUUAUCUAUGUCACUUUCUUUCUAUCUACCUCUGUCAUUUUCGUAUCUAUCUAUCUAUCUAUGUCAUGUUCGUUUCUUUCUAACUAUCUCUCUAUCUCGGUCAUAUUCGUUUCUUUCUUUCUUUCUUUCUAUAUGUAUUUUCAUUCGGAUUUCCAUCACAUGUGUUUUCAUUCUUUCUGUUUCUUUUCCUCUAAAUAUAAUUUUAUUCUUUCCAUCUCUUUACGCCAGAUGUAUUUUAAUCUUUUCCUUCAAAUGACUUCCAUAAUUCCCUCCAAAUGUAUUUGUAUCCAUUCUUCUUUCAUCCUGGUGUAUAAUUCAUAUCCAGAUGUAUACAUUCUUUCCUCUUCUUUUCCUCCAGAUAUAUAUAUUUUCAUUUUUUCCUUCUCUUUUCCUACAUGUGAUAUCUAUCUUUCCUCCAGGUACCUGAUGUAUUAUUUUUUCCUCUUUUCCUCCAGAUAUAUUUUUAUCAUUUCCAGAUGUCUUACGUUGUUUCUAUUUAUUUUCUUCCAAACGUAUUCAAUCAUUUCCAUUCUCAUUUCCUACAGCUGUAUUUUUAUUCUUUCCGUCUCUUUAUGUUCAGAUGUAUGUUCAUCAUUUCUUCCAGAUGUGUUUUCGUUCGAAUUCCUUUCUUCCAUAUGUAUUUUCAUUUUUUUUCCUUCUCUUUAUAUUCAGAUGUAUUUUCAUAAUUUUAUCCAGACCUACUUUCAUAUUUUCCUUCUCUUUUCCUCCAGAUGUACUUUCUUCUUUUAUAUUCUUUCUGUCAGAAGAUUAAUAAUUCGUCCAUUUAUUUUUCCUCCAUAUGUAUUUCUUAAUUUCUUCCAGAUGUAUCUUCUUUCUUCAAUUCUCCGCCAGAUCUAUUCAUCUUUAUUUCCUUCUCUUUCCUCUAGAUGUAUUUUAAUUCGUUGUUUCUCUUUUCCUCUAGAUUUAUUUUCAUUCUUUUGUUCUCUUCGUCUUUCUCAUUGUUUUCUUUACUUUUCCUACAUAUAUGUUUUAUUUCUUCCUUCUCUCUUCCGCCAGAUGCAUUGUCACAUCAAUAUGCAUUUUAUAUCAUUCCUUUUCUUUUCUUCGAGAUGUAUUUUCACUAUUCCCCCUCUUCUUGCAGAUUUAUUUUCAUCCGUUCCAUUCUCUAGCUCAUUUCUUUCUUUCUUUAUCUGUUUGACCUUCAAGAUCGACCGGGCGGAAAUAGGGGAGGGCUUUUAG